AGAUUUUUGGGAUACCCUUUUCACAAUAAGUACUCGGGAGGUACAUAUUAUCUUUACAAUAAAAGCAUUCAUACUUUUAACCUUCUAAGGUAAAUCCUUAGAAGCUUUUCCUCUUUUGUCUGAAUCCAGGAGUUCGCCGCCCAAAAAGACUAUACUCAAAUAAACCGAAGCGGGAGGGCAUAUCAUGGAAGCAUGUGGAAGUGGAUGCAUCAUCAUCAAGCGAUGAACCGCUUGCCUAGAGCGAAGUGAACCCAUUCCCUUGGAACCAAGCGGAUGUUGACCGAUGACGGGGUUCAAAAAAGCGUGGUCGCUAAUUAAGACAAGGUCAAGUUGGGAUUGGCUUGGAUGAGACUAUACAGGUAUUCGGCCUAGCUGAUAUAUAGUCUGAGACGCCGGUUCGCCAACCCCUGGCUUCAUUAUAGCGUUUUCAUGCGUCCCCGGAUCUUCAGCUUCAGUUCGUGAUAUUCUUUAAUAGAUGUUGGUCAUGGCUUUUUUUUUUCGUGGCCUUUUCUUCUCUCCUUUCUACUACACACGCUCCUUUUGUGGUGUUGUAAGAGACUUCUGGCUCCCGUUCCCGGUUGAGAUUUGAAGCUUGGCAUUUCCGGCUCACGUUCGUUAUUAAAAAUACAGUCACUACCGAAUCUACACUCACUAUCGGAAAUGCGCGCCUCUACUUCCAUUGCUGCGAUAGCUCUUCUGUGCCGUGGGGCACUAGCUCAAUGUGCUGGCAGCCUUUCCGUUCUCGCCGGCCAAGAUUUUGCAGAUCCAUGUGCGUCCAAGGUAUCCAGCGACGCUUCGGCUCUCUGCAGCACCUUUCUAGGCACAAGCACGGCAUUUGUAGCUGCUGGUACACCAAGCGGAUCAGUCGCCACGAGUACUGUUACCAGAGUUGUAUUUGCGCCUACGACUACUACUAAGACUGAAGUCAUUGCCUUCACUACAACCACUACCGUCACAGCAGCUGCGUCGCCUGGACCCGUUGGCCGUCGCGGAUUGGAAAUCAAUGUUCUCUAUCCUGAUUCCGGAUCGUCCUCGAGCAGCACCGCGGUCACUUGCCCUACUUUAACGAGUCUACCCACGGACAGCGCCUCGAGUUCGGCUGUCAGCUCUGCGUGCAGUUGCCUCGGCGCGAGCCCCGAGGUUACAACUGUAUCGGUUUCCUCCGCUACUGUAGCCGCCGCCAACGCGAGGACUGUUACGACUACCGUUACGGUUACCUCGGCCAUUAUCACUUAUACCAAGAGCACGACCACGACUUCAGUAGUAACUGCAACUCAAACAGCCUCCUACGACCGCUGCAGCAUCGGCUACACUUCCGGUGGUAACGGCCAAGGGAACCACGCCGAAAGCGUCCAGGCCACUUCUUCCCAAGACUGCUGCCAACAGUGCCAGCAGAAGCAGAAUUGCGUAGCGUCAGUUUACACGAGCACAACAUGCCAGCACUUGAUCAAGAGCUCGCAAUUAUCAGGAGCAAAGACAUCGGAUCAGUGCCCUCUUGGUAUCGAGGACUACCCCUUUGGACCGGUCGGUGGAAUGGUGUACCCGGGACCCUGCGGUUACUAAAAGCUCUAUGCGAUGAUGAGAUGUUCGCCCAUCAGAUCAAAUUAGUCUAAUACAUUAAUGAUAAACACUUUCUCUUUAUCUUCGUAGUAAACCAUAGUUCCUCAGCACCCAACCGGGGGAACUCGCUUCUAUCCGAGCCAAGACGACACUUAAUCGCCACUGAUACGAGUCCUAUCAAGCAGCAAAAAUUUAAGUCCUCACGAGGGACUUUGAGCACUGCGCACAGACUCUAAGAGUUAUUAGUCUAUACGGAAGAUCCGGGCUCUAGCUUAGUUUCCCUG
Hypoxylon trugodes is the source of this 1844-nucleotide messenger RNA. RefSeq lists its product as uncharacterized. The record is from RefSeq and is a predicted model, not a curated record. The transcript is spliced from 3 exons. The coding region runs from base 661 to 1563 and encodes 300 amino acids. NCBI's taxonomy places the organism in Eukaryota, Fungi, Ascomycota, Sordariomycetes, Xylariales, Hypoxylaceae.